Prionailurus viverrinus (fishing cat) is the source of this 4015-nucleotide messenger RNA. RefSeq names its product ectonucleoside triphosphate diphosphohydrolase 4 (gene ENTPD4). Gene Ontology annotation, molecular function: nucleoside diphosphate phosphatase activity. Lineage: Eukaryota; Metazoa; Chordata; Mammalia; Carnivora; Felidae. Bases 362 to 2260 code for a protein of 632 amino acids. Gene Ontology annotation, cellular component: membrane. The transcript is spliced from 15 exons. The record is from RefSeq and is a predicted model, not a curated record. Gene Ontology annotation, biological process: nucleoside diphosphate catabolic process.
CGGUGCGGCUCCCGGAAAGGAACCGAUCCUCCAGGAAGCCGGGUCUGUGUGGCUGCCGCUGCCGCCGCGCUGCGGUGGCCGUGAUGCGUUCCGCUUGCAGCUUCCAGCUGCCAGGGGCCCCGGCCGCCAAGUCGGGCGCUGCGAGCAGGAUUGACAGUGAGAAACUGACAGACAUUGAACCAUGACCCCAUGAGUUUCACUCCACUAAAGAAUGUUCAACUAAGGAGGGCCCCACUAACUGAAAUCAUGAGUUAAUGGAUCUCUCUGGUGGAAUGCUCUAACUCCAGGAGGACCCCAUCGUUUCUGUAGUGGUGUGUGAGGACUGACUCCUAGAACAUUGCCCGGUCUGUGACCCAUCAGCAUGGGGAGGAUCGGCAUCUCCUGUCUUUUUCCUGCUUCCUGGCAUUUUAGCAUCUCUCCAGUGGGGUGUCCUCGAAUUCUGAAUACCAAUCUACGCCAGAUUAUUGUUAUUAGUGUUCUGGCUGCUGCUGCUUCACUUUUAUACUUUUCUGUUGUCAUAAUCCGAAAUAAGUAUGGGCGGCUAUCCAGAGACAAGAAGUUUCAAAGGUACUUGGCACGAGUUACUGACAUUGAGGCCACAGACACCAAUAACCCCAACGUGAACUACGGUGUCGUGGUGGACUGUGGUAGCAGUGGGUCUCGGAUAUUUGUCUAUUGCUGGCCGAGGCAUAACGGCAAUCCUCACGAUCUGCUGGAUAUCCGCCAAAUGAGGGAUAAAAACCGAAAGCCAGUGGUUAUGAAAAUAAAACCCGGCAUUUCAGAAUUUGCUACCUCUCCGGAGAAAGUCAGUGAUUACAUUUCUCCACUCUUGAACUUUGCUGCAGAGCAUGUACCACGGGCAAAACACAAAGAGACACCUCUCUACAUUCUCUGCACAGCUGGAAUGAGAAUCCUUCCCGAAAGCCAGCAGAAAGCCAUCUUGGAAGACCUUCUGACCGACAUCCCCGUGCACUUUGACUUUCUGUUUUCUGACUCUCAUGCAGAAGUAAUUUCAGGGAAACAAGAAGGUGUGUAUGCUUGGAUUGGCAUUAAUUUUGUCCUUGGACGAUUCGAGCAUAUUGAAGAUGAUGAGGAGGCAGUUGUGGAGGUUAACAUUCCUGGCAGUGAAAGCAGGGAAGCCAUUCUCCGUAAAAGGACAGCCGGUAUUCUCGACAUGGGAGGCGUGUCGACCCAGAUAGCGUACGAAGUUCCCAAAACUGUAAGCUUUGCCUCCUCACAGCAGGAAGAAGUCGCUAAGAACUUGUUGGCUGAAUUUAACUUGGGAUGUGAUGUUCACCAAACUGAGCAUGUGUACCGGGUCUACGUGGCCACAUUUCUUGGGUUUGGUGGCAAUGCUGCUCGACAGAGAUACGAAGACCGGAUAUUUGCCAACACAGUUCAAAAGAACAGGCUCCUGGGGAAGCAGACUGGUCUGGCUCCUGACACCCCAUACCUGGACCCUUGCUUACCCCUGGACAUUAAGGAUGAAAUCCAGCAAAAUGGGCAGACCAUGUACCUCCGGGGAACAGGAGACUUUGACCUGUGCCGAGAGACCAUCCAGCCUUUCAUGAAUAAAACAAACGAGACGCAGACCUCCCUCAACGGGGUCUACCAGCCCCCCAUUCACUUCCAGAACAGCGAAUUCUAUGGCUUUUCGGAGUUCUACUACUGCACUGAGGAUGUGUUACGAAUGGGGGGGGACUACAACGCUGCUACUUUUACUAAAGCCGCAAAGGAUUAUUGUGCAACAAAGUGGUCGAUCCUGCGGGAACGCUUUGACCGAGGACUGUAUGCCUCACACGCCGACCUCCACAGGCUAAAAGUUCCCCUGUCCGUCCCUUGCCUGUUGAAGUCCUGCCCAGACCUCAGAGUCAGGUAUCAGUGCUUCAAGUCUGCCUGGAUGUUUGAGGUGUUCCAUAGGGGCUUUUCGUUUCCUGUCAACUAUAAAAACUUAAAGACAGCCUUACAAGUUUACGAUAAGGAGGUUCAGUGGACCCUCGGAGCAAUCCUUUACAGGACCCGGUUUUUACCGUUAAGGGAUAUCCAGCAGGAGACCUUCCGGGCCAGUCACGCUCACUGGAGGGGCUUCUCCUUUGUCUACAAUCACUACCUGUUCUCGGGCUGCUUCCUGGUGGUCCUGCUCUCCAUCCUCCUCUACCUGCUGCGGCUGCGGCGCAUUCACAGGCGGACGCUGCGUGGCGCUUCGACCACCACCCUCUGGCUGGAGGAAGGCCUGCCAUCCCAGAAGAUGGCCGCGUGAACUCAGGGACGGGAGUUCGAGAGCCCAGGAAGACUUUCUGAAGGAAAAGCCAUUUUUGCCUCAGGGUUUCUCCUGCUUAUUCUCUUUCGGCUUUGUUUUUGCUUUCCCUUUUUUGUUCCUUGCAACAAAAACAAACUCCGUUGUCGUCAGCUCUGCCUGUCCAGAAAGUGUUGCGGUUAGCCGUUCUGGAUACAGGUUUAAGUGGAGGAAAAAGGGAAAAUGACUUUGUUUUUGCUGCAUAGGAUACCGACUAAGAUUUUUGGCUUUUCUCUGAGGGAUGUUAAAUUUUAAACCGCUGCACUUUGCCUUUGGAGGGAAUGGCAAAGCCGUUUCCCAUCAGUGGUGGUGGCACUGACGAGUGUCGCGUUCUCAGAACCAGAACCCGCCCGGCGGAAAUCGCAGUCCUCCUUUUGUCCGUCUCAAAAGCUCUAAGCUGAAGAGGGUGGUGUGUAGUUUUCACUUACUGUUCAGGUCUGUCACUACAUGUUUUCUUUGUGGGCUGAAAAACUCAAAGCCAUUUAUACCCAAGACGGAGAAAGGCAGGCACCAGGAGGUAACUGUUUCUAAAACUGAUAGUCCUGGAAGAUGUGAAAUAACGACUAGAGCAGUGCACAUGUGUGUGUGAGAGAGUGUUUUGUGUGUGUGUGCGAAAAAGUGAGAGAGAAUGCGUGUGUGAGAGAAAGUAUGAGAGAAUGUGUGUGUGUGAGAGAGGGAAAGAAUGUGAGAGAGAAUGUGUGUGUGAAACAGAGAAUGUGUGUGUGAGAAAGUGUGCGUAUGAGAGUGUGGGAGAGAAGCGUGUGUGUGUAGGAGGAAGAGUGUGUGUGAGAGAGAGGGAAUGUGGGUGCAUGAGAACAAUGCUAAGGGUAGAGGAUGAGAGAAUGCAGUGCUCUUUCUUUCAAAAGCACACACACUUCAAAAUUUAUUGUUUCAUUUCUUUUUAUGUAGAAAAAUCCCCAUUACCAUUCAUGCAUUGUCUUUCCUCACCACGGGUAAUGACUUUCUCAGUCGCACCUUUCAGCAGCCUUAGAACAUUAUGUCCUUGAGUUGGAAAAUCCCUCAAGUUUCGCCGCUUUCGACAUCGUUAGAACUGGAGCUCGUGCCUACUGACAGGCACGUCCGCAUUUCUCAGUGGUACGUCUUUCGGGGCUUAAUUGUGCUCUAGUUUCCUCCAACUUCGAGUUGGUGUUCCCCUCCUUAAUUAAAAAUGGUCUCAGUGGUUUUAUUUUGGAGACCCCCAUGCUUACAGGUUCUCUGUAUUACGGCCAUGAUUGAGGCCAUGGUUGUUAAUACCACUGUAAAUCCGGACGAAGAGAAGGGUCUGACUUCAACAAGAAAUAAACUCACAUUUUGAGAAAACGGGUUCGACAUUUUAAACAAAGACCUAAAGAGGACAGCUGGAUUGGUGUAUGUGAGAUCGGUGGUUUUACACCUAUUCAUUUUGUUUAGAAGCUUUGGGAAUUCUCAUACCUAGUUUUUUUAAGUGAAGUUCUUUUUAUGAGUGUGUGUGUGUGUGUGUGUGUGUGUGUGUGUGCGUGCUGUUUCUUAGAACAGUGAAAUUCAGUUGGUUGGUAGCAAAUGUUUAUUUUGAGAACCAUCAGCUGCUUUUUCAGACUUCGUUGAUUAGAGAAAGGAUUCAGAUCCUGGAGCCCUUAUUUAAGUUAGAUUUUUAUCUUGUUUAUUAUUUAAAACAUGGCAUACUGUAUCUUGAUGACUUGAAAAGAUUACAAAUGUAUAAAAGAAACGCAAAUUCUCUUA